UGGUGAGUGUGUUCAUAUGCCUUGAUCGAUCACCUCUGAUGUAGAAGUUAUCUGUUGGGAUGAGCCUGGUAGACUAUGCAGAUAUAAUCAGAGGAACCAACGGCCUUUCUUUUGUAAAAAAGUGGAAGAUGGAAUAAGUUGGCACCAUUAUAGCGUAAAGAUAUGGAGGAACCAUCCAAAUCAGAAAAUGAAAGUCAGUCAUCGCUGGUAACUCCCAGUAAUAAAGCAUAUCAGAAUGAUCUGUUCAUACAGCUGCAGGAAGUGAUCUCUUCCCUGGAAACAUGUGUCUUCUCCUGGAGAAAUCCACCUGGAAACAGAUCAGUGGAAGAAAGUGUGACAUCCUCCCUUGAUCUGUGUACUGAUGAAGAACCUAAAAUCAAGCAUGGAUUUAAUCAGAUUUCAGGUGAAGAUGCUACGGUUUUACAAUCUGAGAUUAUACGUUUCCAGGAGAAUAAUGCAGCACUGAGAAUGAAACUUAGGCUUAAAGACAAUGAACUCAACAGGUCAAAAGCCACACUCAAUGUCUUCAAGGAGGAAAAGGAAAAACUACAAACAAAGAUAAAGAAUUUACAAGACAUUCUACAAGACAUUUCUCCUGCCACAGUAUCUCCUCCUGGUAGUCCUAUAUUGGAAGAUAGUAGUUUUACAUCUGAACAUCAUGAUAUGCAGAGUGAGCUAAUGCUUCCUCAGGCUCCUUUAUCAACAAUGCAAAAUGUCAUUCAAUAUCUUCAGAACCUCCCUGGAUACCAGACCUCAGUGUCAUGUCCUCCUGAGAUACAUCCAAGCAACAUGGAAUCAGAGAUGAAGUGGUUAAAAGGGCACCUUGACCGUGUAAAGCAGCUAAAUGAACAGCUCACUGUGACUCUAGAGGAGUGCAAGACUGAUUCUGAGAAACUCAGUAUGCACCUCGGAAAACUGGAAUCUACCUGCACAGCACUGCGACUCGCCUUGCAAUCCAGUGAGAGAUGUCUGAAGACGUACAGUGUGCUGCUAGCUCUUGCAGAAGCAAAACAGGAAGUCAUGCUUGGUCAGGCUACAUCCGGGGAUAUCAUGACCUCAGGUUGGAGACUGCUGCCAAAAGACUUGGAGAUAAAAACCAAACUAUUCCUGAUGGAAGUAAAAAAAGUAUUUCAUGGAGAGGGGAAGAUUUCUGAUCUAGAAACACAGAAAAUGGUCAAGCUGACUGUAAACAGCUCCUAUGCCCCAUGGCUCAGUGAAGAAGAAGAGCAGAUGCUGAAAGAUUACAUUCAGUCUCUAAAGUGGGACCUGUCUUCCAUUGCAAUGACAGAUCACUUUAUUACUUGCACUUCACAUGCAAAGGAAGUAACUCAGUGCGCUGAAAUGAUCAAAACUAAGGUGGAUGAUGCCAUAAAAGAUUCAACAGAAGCUUUGACAUGUCUCCCAGAGAAACCUGCUCGAGCCCAGAUCCUGCAGGAUCUGAUGUAUUCUAAGAAGAAGCUGUCUGAACUGAAAGCCAGUCUGCAACUACUUCAGACAGAGAAACGUGCUUUGGAGUUACAAUGGUUAACCCAUGAAGAGCUUGAGAAAGCCCAUAUGCUUAUCCGAGACUACCUGCAGAUGGAACAAAAUGAAUGGACAAAGGAAGGAUCUGGAAAACAGAAAUUCCCAGGUGAAGAUAAAGAGUGUGCUGGCCAAAGUCAGAAAUCGACUUCAUCACCUACCAUGCCAAGACUGCUAGAUUCCUUGAAAAUGAGCAGUGACAUAAAAGUAAGAAUUGAAGGUCUCAUCUCAGAAGUGGAGCAAUUAUCCUGUAAAGUCUGUGCUGAGAAUGGCAAGUCUGCACAUACAAUCAAAGAUUUCUUCAAAGCUCAUAGGAAUCUUUUUCUGACAUACCAGAAUGCUUGCAGGAAGUACCAAGAGCAGCAGUAUAAACUGGAGUCUCAGGCUGAAUCCAUGUCACAACAACAACAGCGACAGCUACAAAAACUUGGUCAAACAAUCCAAAAUCUGCAAAAGAAAAAGCUUCAGAAGGACACAGGAGAGACAUCCCUGUAAAAGAAAAUAGGAAAUGUGGUGCUUCUUAAAAAGGGUAUCAUCAAUGUUGGACUGGGAUACAUAGGACCCACUAGAGGAAUUGAUUCUGAGGGACCACCCGCAACCUAAACAAAAAUAACACGUCUUCAGAUUUGAAUAAUCAAUGUCUGAACUGGGUUCUCGAUGCUCACUGAAGCAUCAUUUUCCUUCUAUGCUGCUCAUAAAUUUCAUAUGUCACAGUAUUGCCAAUAAAUGGGAGCAGAAUCUGAUAAGCAGAGCGUAUACACCAGUUAUGGUUCUUAUACAGGAACUGUCUGAUUACUGGUUUUGAAGUAUUUAAGCACCGCAGAAAGAGAAUAAAAACCUGCAGUAUAUAAUAGCAGCGUUCUCAACAAAUGGGGGCAUACACUGCAGGCAUGAUAGUGUUGCAGUGUGUAUGUAAUAGUGCUAAAAAAGUGCAAGUAGCAACACUAGACCUACUGUCUUAAAUAUACUGUACACACAGAUAAUACAGCUAUUAAUUGUAUAUAUAAUGUCACCAUGCCAAAUGUAUUCAUAGUGCAAUAUUAACUUGACGGAAGUGAUGUACUGAAAUUUUGCCCUCCAUCAACCCUGCAUACAUCAGUAUACCUUCUGUUAUAUGGAAUAGCGUAGUCGACUAUGCUAUUCCAUACAAAAGUAUAUACACUGCUUAGUAUACAUAUUUUUAAUGGGAGCCUAUUACUGAUGUAUCCCACCAUAUGCCUAUACAAUGUCACAGCCUGAGGUAUACAGUAUGUCGGAAGAUUCUCCUGACUUUAUUCCUCUAAUAUCUGCUCUUAAUUAUUUCAACGCAAUAAAAAAUGUUUUUUACUGUUAAACUGGUACUACACAUCAUAAUACUCACCUCACCUGCUAACUUAAUUAUAUACAUCUAAUCAGGGGCGUUGCUAGGUUAAAACAUUCAGGGCCUGGGCCCCUGAUGUUUUGUCCCAGGACCCGA
Bufo bufo (common toad) is the source of this 2977-nucleotide messenger RNA. Its product is annotated as colorectal mutant cancer protein-like. The coding region runs from base 163 to 2016 and encodes 617 amino acids. The record is from RefSeq and is a predicted model, not a curated record. The transcript is spliced from 14 exons. Lineage: Eukaryota; Metazoa; Chordata; Amphibia; Anura; Bufonidae.